This is a messenger RNA of Paramecium octaurelia, 1046 nucleotides long. The record is from the annotation of a GenBank genome assembly. Lineage: Eukaryota; Ciliophora; Oligohymenophorea; Peniculida; Parameciidae.
AUUAUAUUUCCAAAUGGAUAAUCAGAAGUACAAGGUUUCACUCAACAUGUAUGAUUUGUCUUAAGGAAUGGCCAAACAAUUUUCACCUAUGUUUUUAGGCAAAUAAAUUGAGGCUAUAUGGCACACUGGAAUUGUAGUGUAUGGAAAAGAAUAUUAUUUCGGUGGAGGCAUUUGUGCUUAAACUCCAAAAACGACUAUAUACGGAUACCCAAUAGAGGUUCAUAGUUUAUACUAAGAAUUAGGAAAGAGAAUUGGGAGAAACAGAAAUCCCUCAGAGUACAUUCGAAGAAUUCUUGAGAAGCAUAAGUUCAAAUUAUACAAUGGAGAAAUAUGACCUAUUUAAAAACAAUUGCAAUAAUUUUACCAAUGAAUGUGCUUAAUUUUUAGUUGGAAAAGGUAUUCCCGAAAAUAUUACAGGUAAAUUAUAAUCUUUUAAUUCACAUUAGGAUUGCCAUAAGAAUUUUUAAAUACCUAAUUAGGAUAAAUGUUGAAACCCAUAAUAGAGCAAAUCACCAAUAAACAGGCUUCUGAUUAGACUGAGCAUUUUAAUUAUGUCUACAAUUAAGACUUAGACGUACCUUAAAAUUUCCAAAAUAUUAAUCCCUAAAUAAUAAACUAGCCAUAGCCUUAGCCACAAAUUGUUCCCUAAAACUAAACAGUUUAGGCAGCCUAAUAACAAUCGCAAUAACAUUCUUCAACAGAUUCUAAUGUUGUACCAAUCGAAGACUUGGAAUCCUUUUUUUGUUUGAUAGAGAGCAGCCCUUAAUGUGUUAUUGACUUCUAUACAGAUUGGUGUGGACCAUGCAAGACCAUAAAACCAGUGUUUCAUAAGUUAUCAAUAGACAACCCACACAUCAAUUUCUACAAUGUGAAUAUUGAUAAAGUAAGCACCCAAUUUCUUAUAAAUUUAGGUCAGAGAAUUAGCAGAUUCAUUACAAGUGACUAGCAUCCCAACCUUUAUUAUUUAUCAGAAUGGAGAAUAGAAAUUUAGAUGGACAGGAGGAAACCAAAAUACAUUACACGAAUACAUAAAUAAAAUAAAAUGA